This is a messenger RNA of Acaulospora colombiana, 202 nucleotides long. The record is from the annotation of a GenBank genome assembly. NCBI's taxonomy places the organism in Eukaryota, Fungi, Glomeromycota, Glomeromycetes, Diversisporales, Acaulosporaceae.
AGAAAUGUUGGAAGAUGCGCGGAUGGCCGCAAUUAGCCCAUACGGAACAAAUGUCUCGACCUGGGCUAGAGCAGCACUCACCCCUACGGUAUGCCUCGAAGAAGCAACUACCGAAUUUCUUGCUAGAGCAUUUAAGCACGGCGACUUGAGGGCCGACGGUAGCCUAGUGAGCAUUUUCGUCAAAGGCCUAGGCGAAGUCUAA